CCAGCAGGGGUAGGAGCUCUCGGGGCCCAGAAAGACCAAGAUUUUUCACUCACAUGAUUCUUCUCCCCACUGACAAUAUUGCCAACCAGAAACUCUUGGACAAUAAAUCACCAUAAUUUCCAACCCUUUCAGCCUGUUCAAUUUUCAACAAUAUGGAUCUAGGCACCACUCAAUUAUUAGGAGCUCCUUCCCCUUCUUCUUCUUCUUCUUCUUCUUCUUCUUCCACUUAUUCAUGGACACACAAUGUGUUUCUCAGCUUUAGAGGUGAGGACACACGCUACAAUUUCACAGACCAUCUACACAAAAAUUUGGUACAGAGGGGCAUCAGAGCCUUCAUAGAUGAUGAGCUCCCAAGAGGAGAAGAAAUAUCACAAGCACUUCUUGAUGCAAUUGAAGGAUCGAGGUGUUCCAUCAUCGUAUUCUCUGAAAACUAUGCAUCCUCGAAGUGGUGCUUGGAUGAACUUGUUCAUAUCAUUCAGUGUAGAAAAUCAAAGCAACAGAUGGUUUGGCCAGUUUUCUACAAAGUGGAUCCCUCAGAUGUAAGGAACCAAAGAGGUAGUUAUGGCGAGGCACUGAAUAACCAUGAACGCAAAUUCAAAGAGCAGAAACUUACUAAUCAUGAUGAAAGUAAAUUCAAGGACAAUAUGAAGAAGAUGCUGAGAUGGAAGGAAACCCUUACAGAAGCUGCUAAUUUGUCUGGGUCGCAUUACUUGGAGGGCCGUGAAGCUGAAUUUAUUCAGAACAUUGUCAACGAGAUUUCCUUACAUGUAUUACAUGAUACCCAUAUCAAUGUGGCAAAAUACCAAGUCGGAAUAGAGGCCCGUGGACGAGAUCUUCAUAAAGUUUUAGAUGUUUACGGAAAUGAUGUUCGCAUGGUAGGAAUAUGGGGGAAUGGUGGAAUAGGAAAGACAACUGUUGCUAAAGCUGUUUAUAACUCACUGGCCCAUGUGUUUGAAGGGAGAUGUUUUCUGGAAAAUGUAAGAGAAAGAUCAAUACCAUAUGGAGGCCUAGUCGACCUACAAAAUCUUCUUCUUGAUGAGAUUCUAAGGGGAAAGGAAAUAAAGGUUACCAGUGCCGAUAAAGGAAUCAGUGUGAUAAAGGAAAGGUUGAGUUGUAAAAAGGUCCUUGUAAUUGUAGAUGAUGUGGAUCAUUUGGACCAGUUAAACAACUUAGUUGGAGGUUGUGAUUGGUUUGGUUUGGGCAGUAGAAUCAUCAUAACGACAAGAGAUAAGCAUUUGCUAACUUCUCAUCAAGUCAGUAUAAUAUACAAGGCCAAGAAAUUAAACUUCGGUGAAUCUCUUGAUCUCUUCAUUAGUUGGAAUGGUGGGAGGAAUAAAAAUUUGGAUGAUGAUUAUGUGAAAGCUGCAGAAACUGUGGUGAAGUAUUCUCAAGGUCUUCCUUUAGCUCUCAAGGUUUUAGGUUCUCAUCUAUGUGGUAGAAGUAUAGAUGAGUGGCAUGAUGCAUUGGAUGGGAAUCUGCACUCGGACAUUAAAAAAACUCUCAAAAUAAGUUAUGAUGCAUUGGAAUAUUCGGUUCAAGAAGUUUUCCUUGACAUAGCAUGUUUCUUUAAAGGUAGAAAGGUGUACGACGUGAUACCGAUCCUGGAUGGUUGUGACCACAAGCCUAAGUAUGCUAUUGAAGUACUCGUAGACAAGGCCCUCAUAAAUAUUAAACAAGACACAAUUGGGAUGCAUGACUUGCUUGAAGAAUUGGGUAGAGGAAUAGUUUAUCAAGAGUCGCCAAAUGAGCCUGGUGAACGUAGCAGAUUGUGGUUUUACGAGGAUGUUUAUCGUGUUCUAACAAAAGGAACAGGAACAAACAAUAUUAAAGGCAUCAUAGCAAAGUUUCCGACACCAUAUGACAUAUGCUUGAGUGAUGACAUCUUCUCAAAGAUGAAAAACCUUCGACUUUUCAUCAAUGUGAAUGCACAAUUUUAUGGCGAUCACGUGGAUUAUCUAUCUAAUGAGUUGAGGUUUCUUCAUUGGCCUGGUUGUCCUUUACAAACUUUACCAUCUACUUUCAAUCCAAGGAAACUUGUUGAACUUUAUAUGCCUCGUAGCCGCUUGUCACAACUUGGGGAGGGAUUCAAGGUAAUUUAAAUUAUUUUCAUCCCUUCGUAUUUUAAGAAGUUUAUUAAGUUUUUGGAGUUAUGGCUUAAACUUGUUUGAAGUUUUGGGGAGUGCAGUAUCACAUACUUUAGCGCUUCCCAUUCUUAAGAUAUUCACUUUGGACGGAAGCAAUUUAUCAGAAUUGAAUUUCCUGAGGAAUCUUGAUUGUGUGUCUACAUUGAGCAUACUUGAUCUAAGACGAAGUGAUUUCCUUGUAAGUAUUCCCGAAUGCAUUACAAACUCUGUUAAUUUGCGGGAUCUUUACUUUUUUAUGGCUGCAAGAGGCUUCGAGAUAUUCCGGAACUUCCACCAAAAAUAGAAAGGUUAGAGGCAAGUGAUUGGGUAUCAUUGGAAAGGUUAGAGGCAAGUGAUUGCGUAUCAUUUUGAAAGGUAAAAAACGACUUACAAAUGAUUGAGUUGGUGGACUUGUGUAAUUGCCAGAGACUGUGCGGCAAUCUGGCUCGUGACCUCACAGAGAAGCAAAACAUUUUAGCAAAGGAGCAGAUCACUCUCUUCUUUGAUCACCUUCUGUCUUCACGGAAACAUGAAUUUCAGGUUGUAUUUCCAGCAAGUUUUGAAGCUCUCUGUCGACGUUGUUCAGCUGUCAUAAGGAUGUGAAGGAGCGUGAUGAAGAAUGUGAAAUUUUGAUUGAAAUCCCUCCAAACUUCAAAUGCCAGAACCAAGGAUUGGCUCUAUACGCUGCUGUUGAAAACCCGCAAAAGACAAGACUAAAUUACCCUGGUUUUCAAGGAAAAAUUUCCGUCAAUCAACCAAGAUUGGAUUAAAAAUUUUAUUCGGUUCGAUUACAAUUUCAGAAAGAUAGGGUCAGGUCAUGUGUGGCUUGUUGUAGAACAAUCAGUAUAAAACCAAAAUAACAGAAUAAUAAAACAAACGAACUAUAUUAUAUAUAUAUAUAAUUGAAUCAAUACAACAGUAAUAUAAAUUAUAGAAUACUGACUUGAAUUGUAAAUAGAGUCC
Molecule: messenger RNA, 3086 nt
Organism: Prunus mume (Japanese apricot)
Lineage: Eukaryota; Viridiplantae; Streptophyta; Magnoliopsida; Rosales; Rosaceae
Source: RefSeq, a predicted model, not a curated record